AUGUGGGCGAGCAUCCUUAUCAGCCGAGAUCUUCCAUAUGGCCUAAUGGUGAACAAAGGAAGCAAUUAUCAUUGUGGUGGUGAGCUUUAUUAUCCCGCCGCCGCCGGCUACCAGCUUGGUUUUAUACAGAGCAUUCCUAUACCACCCAUGGAUUCCGUCAACCUGCUCUCCUCUUGGCGGGUGGAAUUUAAAGAUGCGAAAGAAGUCACCACCUUGACGGAUUUCAACCAAGACUUGGUGAAAUCCUUCAGUAUUCCGAUUAGAGAUCCUCGGUUUGGUGACUCUAACAUCUUUAUCCAUUGGUGGAAAGAAAUGUCGGCCGGUUGGUUUUCUCAACCAUGCUCAGAGAUUGAGGAUAGGAUCCUUAAGCAUUGCCCAUGCUCAUUGGCCUUUCAACAAGAGAAAGAGAAGAAGAAGGCCCAAGCAAAAGUUGACACCGCCGAGAAGGAAAACCCUCCCGCCAAGGUUAUUGAGAGAGAGAGCUUGGCCAAAUCCGCCAAUGCAAAUUCUGGGUGGGGCGAGAAAAGGCCCACCGCCCCCAUCCAAGGAGAUAGCCCCGCCGGAAAUAUUUUGCCUUCUCAAACAUUCCUUCGGCCCAGAAAAGUUCGGCGGAACCUUUCACCCCAAGGUUCCCCAAGGCCGGCGGAUCAUCCUUCCUCUUCUCAUUCGGUCGGGGCCGUGCAAUCGGCCACUACUUCAUCCGCCGCUCCGGAAACUCAACCUCCUACACUUGAGAAGGGAGUUAGGGCGCAAGUCAUGACUUCGGUGGGCGAGGAUGAGUCGGCCGAGAUCACUACCACGGAGCACCCGGAGGAUAUUUCCACGGGGUCACACGAGAUUACUCCCAUGCCCGAUGAUGACGCCCAUGAGCACGUGGCCGAGCUGACCGAGGAAGACUUCCCACAUGUUCCGAAUUCUCAGCGGGCCAUUUUUGGCCCCAACCUUUCUUCGGCCGAUGCCACGGCCACUGAGGCCGAAUUUCAGCCCCUCUUUGCCAUAAGUUCGGGCUCUACCUUGACCCGCCUUCUCGAGGCGCCCCAAAGUGGCCCAACUUUUCAGGCGGAUGUGGUGGAGUCUACCGCCAUUACGGUCGGCCAUGCGAUCGUCGCCAAUGGUGUGCCUUCCACUAUUCCCACCGACGGAAGUGCACCACAUGAGCCCGUCCUUAUGUCGACCUUGGGAGCUCCUACCUUGGUUGUCGAUGCUAUUCCGUCUGAACUCCAACUUGAGAUUGGUGAGUCUUCAUCCUUUGUGCCCGCCGAGAUUACCAUGGAUCCAUCGGCGGAGGAUGGACGAAACUUGGCCACGGUCCCCCAUGAAGAGGCCCCUCUACCAUCCCCUGAUCAACAGCCAUCUGGUGACAUUUUUGACUUCCUAGAUCAGUGGGAUGCAUCUAUAUCCUCUGCGGAGGCUUCCAUUCGCCUUGCCACUUCUUCUACAUCGACCGGGGCCCUACCAGAUUCCGGGGCUGAGGCCAUACUUCGGUCAUACAGAGAGGGAGACCUCAUGUCCCUGGAGGACAAAGAUGAGAGAAGCAAGCUCAAGGCCGCCAUUGAGACUUUGGCGAGUUCUGGCUUUUUCCUUGAUCCACGCUCGGCGGCUAUGAUUACUCAUCUCUUUGGUCAGGUGGAGAGAUUUGCCCCCCGCUGCCGUCCUUUUCUAGAGGAGCAAAGGAUAGGCCAAGACUUGGAGCAGCGGAUUACCAAAUGUAGUGCCACCAUGAGGAGGGAGAUCGAGAUCGCCCGCCAAAUGCAACAGGAGGCUGCGGAUAUCGAUGAGCAGGUGAGUCAGCUUCAAGAAAGGAAGGCUGGCAUUGUUGCCAAAGUCUCCGAGAUUGUCCGGAGCAAUAGGCCUCUCGAGGCUCAACUUCGACAGGAUGCAGCGGCAGCGGGAGCAUAUCGAGAGAGGAAGUUGAUGAUUCAGUCGACCUUGUCCGCCGGAGAUACCGCGAUGGAGAGCUUUAGGGCUGCCCUCCGCACCCUUUUCCCCGAUGCUUAG
This is a messenger RNA of Prunus armeniaca (apricot), 1998 nucleotides long. The record is from the annotation of a GenBank genome assembly. NCBI's taxonomy places the organism in Eukaryota, Viridiplantae, Streptophyta, Magnoliopsida, Rosales, Rosaceae.